This is a messenger RNA of Rubroshorea leprosula, 565 nucleotides long. The record is from the annotation of a GenBank genome assembly. NCBI's taxonomy places the organism in Eukaryota, Viridiplantae, Streptophyta, Magnoliopsida, Malvales, Dipterocarpaceae.
ACACCAUCCCAUUACACACUCUAACGGUUUUUGUUAAUUUUAACACACUCUAAUAGUUUCUGUUAAUUUUGAGCAGCUCCCAAUCUAUGUUUUUGAAACUCUUCCUAGGUCCAAUCAGCAGAGUGAUUAACAACAAGAGUGUAAGGCAGUCCCCUCUUGUUUAUGGAUUUGAUCAAAUCCAAAUUCUCCUUGAAAAUAUGAAACCGGAGCUUCAUCUCCAUGCUUUCAUACCUCUUCUUGUACCUGUAAGCAAAACAGGCGAAGUAGAAAGCAUGGCGAGUGUAGCCAAGGACUUGGAGGACAGAGGAGUCAAAGUCACCGAGGCCAUUGGAGACCAAUCUGAUCAGAUUGGAGUUGUCAAAGACUAGUCCUGCGGUGGCACAAUAGCACAGGAGGAGGAUGACACCCGUUACACACUCUAACCCGAUUUGGGUUCUCCAGGAGAACCCAAAUCUAGGUUCUCUUGGAGAACUCAGGAGAAAAAAAUAAAAAGAGGAAGAAGGUGGAAACCUGAUACGGCUGGCAAUUGUCUUGCAAAUGAUUAGGAUAAAGAUAGAGGUGAGGA